This is a messenger RNA of Ictalurus furcatus (blue catfish), 8303 nucleotides long. It is a transcript of the gene trps1, whose product is annotated as trichorhinophalangeal syndrome I. Lineage: Eukaryota; Metazoa; Chordata; Actinopteri; Siluriformes; Ictaluridae. Bases 986 to 4681 code for a protein of 1231 amino acids. The record is from RefSeq and is a predicted model, not a curated record. Gene Ontology annotation, molecular function: zinc ion binding; DNA-binding transcription factor activity; RNA polymerase II transcription regulatory region sequence-specific DNA binding. The transcript is spliced from 6 exons. Gene Ontology annotation, biological process: regulation of transcription by RNA polymerase II. Gene Ontology annotation, cellular component: nucleus.
UCAGCGAUGGUGUGUGUUCCCUUACGCACGUUUUCAGUUUUUCUUUUCUCUCUCUUUCUUUUACACCCCCCACUUUCCCCCCACUCCCCCUCUCCCCUCCCCUCCCCUCCUCUUGCCUUUGUGGUCGAGUGUUCCUUUUCCAUCUGUGUGGUCUGGAGACUUGUGUUGUGGCUAUAGCAUAGGCUUCUACAUUGUUCAAGACAGGUCGGACAGAAUGAGUCGGAGCGAAGGAGGAGUUGGAGGGAGGACUGGAGGAGUUUUCCUUGAGAAUGUUUGUUUUCCUGUUUCCAAUUUGGUCGGCCAGAGGGCCUGUUCUGUCAGAGCUCCCAUUCACGGAACCUGCUGCGAGGAUGCCUGACUACGCCAUACACAACCGCCCGCGUUCUCUGGAUGUUUAUUGCGGUCGCUGUGUUGCAUUUAUCACAACGAUGCUCUUUGAGUUUAUCCAAAGUUGUUGUUCUCUGUUUGCCCGUCAUAUGGUUAUCCUUACGGUAGGCCGCGCAGAUUUUCUUUCCGUACAUGUGUAGGAGUAGAAGAGCUGUAUGUGUGCAUUUAUUCUGUAAUGUACAAUACGCAUACAGUAAAUUGCUGGUCAGUGUUGAAGAGUUGGUAUCGUGUGCGUCUGUGUUCAGCGUUGUAGUUUCUCAUCUAAUCCUUGUUUGUAUCUGUGUGUUUGGAGUCAGGCUUUGCAGUAAUUGAGAGGAGAGAGCAGUGUGAUGUGGCCCCGACUCUCAUCCAGGAUCAUCUGUGAGAACCCCUGAAGAAGACGCAAAGGAAGGACACCACGUUUUGUGAGUAAACGAAUGUGGAGACAGGACGCCAAAAGUGAACUCUUCUCACGUUAAUGGAAACAAUGGAAUAAAAUUGGAAAAGCAGCAUGGACGUGGAAUAAAGGAUAUCUCAGAGGCAGGGCAAGGGCUUUGGAUGUUCCGCCAACUCUGAAAUCUGCCUCCUGUGGAUGUGGUGCUGAUAAUGCUCUAACCCAAUGCUCAGCAGAGAUAUGGUGCGGAAAAAGAAUCCCCCUUUGAGAAGCUUCGGCGGCGAGGAAGACGAAGGCGAAGCGGCGGCGGUAGCGGAAGCUGCGGGUCCGGAGAGCGGCGAGGCAGCGGGCAGCGAGGCCUCGGUUCCAGAGGAGCGGUCCGAGCCGGGCUCCCCGAGCUCCGUCAAACCAGACACUCCUGGCUUUCAUUAUCAGCAAGCAGAAAACGCCGACGCCUCCCCGACACGAUCAGACCGCGGCCAAAGUCCUGAUGGAGAGGGUGAAGCUGUUAAGGGUGGAGCGGAGACUGAGAGACAUUCGUCAUUGCGCAGGGGGCCAGAGGCAUGCGUCAUUGUGCAGAGCUGUGCCAGCAAUGGCGAGGAAAGGCCUACCCACAGUCCUCUAGUGCCACCUGGUUCCGAAAGACUUCACACCGAGGGGGAGGAUGGAUCCGAAAUCCCUCGGCUCCCUCCCCAUCCGCUUCAGACACACAGGCAUAGUGACGAGGCCUCUAGCCCUCCGAGAGCAGAGAGCGGCGCUCCCCCGCCUUCCUCAUCCUCCUCAUCCUCCUCUUCUCCCAAGCUACAGGACUUUAAGUGCAACAUCUGCGGGUACGGCUACUACGGCAACGACCCGGCCGACCUCAUCAAGCACUUCCGCAAGUACCACCUGGGCUUGCACAACCGCACACGGCAUGACGCCGAGCUUGACAGCAGGAUCCUCGCUCUGCACAACAUGCCGCAGUUUCAAAGUCAAAGCCAGGGCAAAGACGGCAGCAGGAACCCAGGCGUCAUCGCCGACCCGGGCUCGCCCAGAGCCUCGCUACUCAAUGGCACCUAUGACGUACAGGUGACGUUAGCGGGCACCUUCAUAGGCAUUGGCAGGAAGACACCAGACUGUCAGGGUAACACCAAGUAUUUCCGCUGCAAGUUCUGCAACUUCACCUACAUGGGUAGCUCGUCAGUGGAACUCGAGCAGCACUUCCUGUCUGCCCACCCAAACAAGAUGAAGAACCCUCCGCUGGGUAUUGCUAGCUCUGAAGACAAGGCUGUGGAGGUGAAGGGGACCUGCGCACCAUGGUCGGGAGUUGAGGAGCCAGGCACAUGGGCUGAACGGGUGGCGGUCAGAGCAGAGGACGACUCGGUGGCCGGGUACUCGGUGCCGAUCCGGCCCGCGGGUUCUGACGUGCCAGCGGCAUAUUACUGGUGCAAGUACUGCAGCUUCAGCUGCGAGGCGUCCAGCUCCUCUAGACUGCUGGAGCACUAUGAGAAGCGGCACUGCCAGGCUUUAGGGCUAGACAGCAGUCCGGGAGAGAGGGAGCGAAAAGCCAGAGAGGGAGAACUAAAUGCAAAGAGGAAGGAAAACCAGAGUGGCAAGGCGGGCACAGGUACCGACUCAGAGACUGUGGUGACCAGCUACAACUGCCAGUUCUGCGACUUCCGCUACUCCAUGAACCAUGGGCCUGACGUGAUUGUGGUGGCUCCGCUGCUGCGCCAUUACCAGAGGGCGCACAGCAUCCAUAAGUGCGCGAUCAAGCAUUGCCCGCUGUGCCCGCGUGGCCUCUGCAGCCCCGACAAACACCUGGGCGACGUCUCGUACCCGUUUGCGUGUCGCAGGAGCUCGUGCCCGCACUGUGCCUUGCUCCUGCUGCAGCUAACACCCAUUGCUGGGGCCACGCCUCCACCCAGAUCCUCUGUCACCCACCUGUGCGAUCAGUGCACCUUCUCCUCCACUGAUGUGGACUUGCUGCUGCUGCACUACGACAGCGCGCACGCUCCCCGCGCCCUGCUGGAAGCCAAGCCCGAAGACGAGGCGACAGGUGAGGGAGGCGGCCGGAGCCAGCACGGAGAGUAUGCCUGCACCAAAUGCAACUUCUACACCGAGGUGGAGGAGGAAAUUUUCCGUCACUACAGGAGGGUUCACAGCUGCUGUCGGUGCCGCCACUGCAGCUUCACGGCAGCCGACACCACGUCCCUGCUCGACCACUUCAAUUCAGUCCAUUGCCAGGACUCAGGCGAGCCGGGCUCCGCCCCUGCCAAUGGCUGCUCUGCCCCCUCCACUCUCCGCAUUAAAGAGGAGAGCAAAAGCGAUCUGAAGCUCUACAGCCUGGUGCCUCCAGAGGCCAGACCGGCUGAGGCUGUCAAGACUGAAGCCCCCGAUGAGAAAGAGAAGGAGAAGUCCUGGCCUGAGGCCCGAGGAGGGUCAGAGCAGCAAAUCCAGGGCAUGCUCUGGGUGCCCAAGGAGCGAGUGGGAGAGGUGCUGCGAGGAAGCCCUGCACCGUUCCCUCACGUUACACUAGGGUUGCUAAGCUCCACCUCAGUCCCACAGGAGCAGCAUCAGAAAGGUGCAGCUGUACUCAGAGACUCGCCAGGCCUGGUGUUCAGCCUCAGUGCAGAUGCUAAGGGCUACCUGCAGGGGACGCCAGCAGGCACAGCAGCGGAGAAGCCAGGACAGCAGUACCCCAGCUCAACAGAAGGCAAGAGUGCCAAGGAAGAGUCACAAUCACUCCUGCGGAGACGGCGGGGAUCAGGGGUCUUCUGUGCCAACUGCCUGACCACCAAGACCUCACUGUGGAGGAAAAAUGCCAACGGGGGCUAUGUGUGCAACGCGUGUGGCCUCUAUCAGAAGCUCCACUCGACUCCAAGGCCACUGAACAUUAUCAAGCAGAACAAUGGCGAGCAGAUAAUCCGUCGGCGCACACGGAAACGCCUGAACCCUGACAGUGUGGCUUCAGAGCAGGCAAGCUCCAAGCAGCAGCGUGUCAGCACUGAGGAUCGGCUCAAUGGCAGCCCAUUGGAGCGCAGGUCUGACGAGCCUGGAAAUGAGCCCCACACCCAGCCAGGCAAGGGCCAGCCAAGCCCACGCUCCACCCACGCCUUCCUGCUUAGCCAGACGCUGGAGAUCCACAAGCGCAUGCCACCCCUACACGCUCACAAGAGCCCUGGCGACAGCACAGGACCUGAAGGCAACGGGCCAGGUAUGGGCACGCAGGUCGCUUCUGAAAGGGGUAGUCCCAUAGAGAAAUACCUACGUCCAUCCAAGCAGGCCAGCUACUCACCUCCAGGAAGCCCCAUUGAGAAAUACCAGUACCCUGUCUUCAGCCUACCGAUUGUUCACAGCGAGCUCCAGAACGAGGCCGACUGGCUUCGCUUUUGGACCAAAUACAAGAUGGCCGUGCCAGGAAACCCAGGCCAUUACCUCGGCCUACCUAACCCGUGCCAAAGCUUUGUGCCUUACCCCACCUUCAGCCUGCCCCCUCACUUCCCACCACCUCCGCCUUCUGGACCCGAGAGCGACACCCCUCUUGACCUGGCCAUCAAGCAUCAUUCCAAACCCAGUUCCCUGCCCAACGGUGCCACCAUGCCCAAGGAGAAGGUCCCGCUGGAAAAACGGGCAUCUCCACUGGCAAACAGAGACAAUGAGGCCAAAGAGGACGAUGGUGCUGUCCCACAGCCCAUCAAGCCGGAAAGGAUUGAUCAGGGCACCCAGGAUGAGCUGUGCAGUAAGUGUGCCCACUGUGGCAUCGUGUUUCUAGACGAAGUUAUGUAUGCCUUGCAUAUGAGCUGCCAUGGCGAUGGCGGACCCUUUCAGUGCAGCAUCUGCCUACAUGCCUGCGCUGAUAAGUAUGACUUCACCACCCACAUCCAACGAGGGCUGCACCGCCCAGCCCCUGACCCAAAUGCUAAGGUCGUGGAUGAAUGAAGCACAGUUACAGCAUUACGGAAGGAAGCUAAUAAGAGACUCAGCAGGAGAAAAACAUUGUACACAUGAAUGCGUGAGAUUUUUUUUUUUUUUUUUUCAUUGAUCAAAAUGUGCCAAGAUGCCUCCUGGCACCUCAUCAACCAAUUUAAUGGCCAUUGAUAGACAGCAUUUCUAUUCAGUCCCAUGGCAACAGACUCUUGGCUGUUUUUUAAAGAAAUGCCUUUAAGGAAAAUGGUACAAUAGGUUAUAAAUUUAGCUAUUAUUUGUUGUAUUUCUUUUAACCCAGACUUUUCAUUUUGACAAAGCAGUUCAGUAAGCUGGGUACAUCUACUCAAACUGAAUUCUGUUUAAUGUAUCAGGGCUGUUCCCAGCCUCCUGGAAAGUUCUCUCACCUGGUUUUGAACAAAGCGGGGAUGUAGGACUCUGUGUGGCAAACAGUGUGCAAACAAGCCAGUUCUUUGUCACUAUGGCAACACCAUAAGUGAGUUUCAUCCUCAAAACCAACAUCCUCAGGGAAUGUAUAUGGCUGAAAUAGAUGACAUUAGUUUAGGCCUUUCUGUCUCUGGUUAACAUUAUACUAAAUAUCUUACAGUUUAAUGUUGCUUUUCAUAAUGUAUAUUUUCCCCUUGGAGAAGUAGUGUUGGAUUACUGUUGUUACAUAAUUCCAUCGAGACAUGUUUGCUGCUGCCUCGGUUGCUGAGAUGGUAACCUGUCACUCUAGAAAUUUGGGAAGGAAUUUAAAAAAAAAAAAGAAAGAAAGAAAGAAAAGAUAUUUUUUUCUAAGUUGAUAAUAGGAAUAAUCAUAUUACCAGUGCCUGAUAAAGUAUUUUCUACCUGAUAUGUUGAUAUGCAACAUUGAACUUGCAUCUGAAUAAGGGCCUUGAGCUUGGCUCUGAAAAAGUUUACAUUUGCAAAUGUAGCAAACAAGGUAAUGAAGCAAACACCUGCUAAUUUUGUUUUUCUUUCACAUAAAAUGGAAAGAUAUGAUCAUCCAUAGUUUUUCUUGUUUUAACUUUUUAAAGGUGGACAUUAAGCAAAAGUUUAUGUUUAUCCACCAAAGGCACUAUCCAUUCCAAGCAUAGUCCUUUAUGACUUUGUUCAACCAUCUUAUUUGUGUUCUUAUGCUUUGUAGUUAAAUAGCUUGUUGUAAUGGACUUGCGUUUCCUUGUAUUUGUCUAUCGGCAUUGAACAAGGGAAGCUGAUAAAACUCAUAAGGCUUUAUGUGCUAAUUUUGGUGUCCUAGAGCUAUGGAGGAAUAGCAGCUCACACAUUACCCCCUCCACAACCUCUCUGGUCUUUCAACCAGCAUGGAUUUGAUUGAAUUCUCUGUGGAGUUCUUUGGAGAGUCAGCAUUGUCUUCUGAUUGUUCAUAUGAAACAGAUAUGAAAACUGUUGUUAAUAUUUAGUAACUGCAGGUGUUUACAGUGCCUUUUGAUGAAACUUUUCUUGGAGAGGUAUAACGUUGAUCUGCUGUUGUAAGCUACACUUUGGCUUACACUCCCCUUCACAACUCUGCAUCACAUGGAACAAAUAACUGAGAACUGUGUCUUACUUAUAAAACAAUUUGCCCUAAAAUAUCGUGAUUAUGCAUUAUUACCAAAACAUGAUCAUAAGGUCAACAACUUAAGUUAUUAGGUGAGCACGCAUUUCACUUUUCCACUUAUUUUCGAGUUACUUUUUUACACUCCGUGUUUGGUGUAACACAGUCCACAUCAGCUCACGGUUUUGUGUGCUAGUGAAUGUGUGCACACUCUAAUUUGUUUCACUGUAUGUUUCUCAUACCCACAGUCUCUUUUACUAGCCAUGGACUCAGCAAGCUGGGUCUUGUCAGGCUACACACAGACGUUAUUUAUAUGAAAUGGGGAUGUGAAAGAGAGAGAAAGAGAGAUGCUCUGGAUGUCUCGAGGACGUCUCUACAUUUCACAGAUCCUCAUGUAUAGCCUUACAAUGCUGCUUACCUGCAAAAGCCUCCUGGAAAUAAAGUGUCGCUUUUUAUUGGAGCAUUUAUACAGUUGGGUAUUACGAAGAUCUUUGUUUUCUGCAAACCUUACAAUUUGUAAUUAUGUUAAUGCUUGCACUUCAGUUAUUCAUUUUUUUUGUUUGUUUUGUUUUGUUUUGCCAAGGAAGAAAUGUGUUUUAUUAGCAUGCUAUUACUAUGAACAGGUACUGCAUUGUAAUAAGCAAACAAGAUUGUGCCUUUUUUUUUCUUCUUCUUUUUUUUUUUCUUUUCAUUUUGUUUUUUGAAGGCCUUGUAUAAGGCUUUACCAACAUUGAAACACAAAGGAGUAUUUGUUUAUGCCUGGAAGCCAGUUUGGCCCUCGUCAAGGCAGAAGACAAGACUAUGUAAAUGUUUUAACUAUUAUUUUUAGAACAAUAUUGUUUUUACACCUUUGCUGCAUUUAAAGUGCAUAGAUGAUGGUUUAGAAUUUUCUUUAUUUUGAUUUUCUUCAGCUGCCACCUUAACAUUUUUUGUGUUGUAGGUUUUACAUGCAAAAAGAUUAAAAGAUGGCAAAGAUGUCUGUUACAUCUAAACUUGAAUAAUGAUGAUGAUAAUAAUAAUAAUGAUAAUAAUAAUAAUUAAUAAAGUAAUAACGAAACAUUUUGGCAAAUUGUGCAUUGUUUUGUUUGUGCGAAUAUGCCCUCGUCACAUUUAAAACAUGGCACGGUUGUACAGUCGGUAGAGUCGCCACCUCACUGUUUCACAGAGCUCCAGGUAUCACACAUGUUCUCUUCAUGUUUCCUCAGGGGUCUCCAGUUUCCUCACAAAACAUGCCAGAAGGUGGAUUCUCCAUGCUACAUUGCCCUGAGAGGUGUGUGUGUGUGUGUGUGUGUGUGUGUGUACAUGUGUGUGAUGCCUUGCAAUGGACAGACAUCCUAUUCAGGGUGUAUUCCUGUCUCAUCCUCAGUGGUCCUGGGAUAGGCUUCAGGUCCACCACAUCCCUGACCAGGAUGAAGCAGUUACUGAAGAUGACUGUGUGAAUGAAUGAAAUGAUUAACACUAAUUAACCACAACAUCUUUGAGCUUUAUUUCUUGGAACAAACAAAAUCCCACAUCUCUCGCCCAUCAGCUCUGAAGAUAACAGAUCCCUAAGUCCACCAGUUAAACACCACGGUAGUCCAGACAUGCACAUGACAUGCAUAAUCACAUGAUACAAUAAAACCUAAACCUAAACGUCUCAAAUGACAUUAUUUUUGUAUCUCCUAUCUCUCUAGGCUGUUGUUUAAGGGCUCAAAUCUCAAAGAGCUCAAAAUACAAUUCUAUUGAAAAUAUAAUUAAAUAUACACGUGAAUAUAUACAAUUACGGUUUAUGUAAAAAAAAUUUCUAAAAAAUAUGAGAAUUUAAUAUAAUGACUAUUAGAAUUGUGUAACCUUUAAUUCUGGUUUUAAAGGAAUCAGGCUAACUUAAUUUGUUUUCAUAAUUACAAUGUUAUAAUGCAUUUAUUUUCCUUUUAGUAAAUGUUACAUCAACUCAGUAAUGCUUUGCUAUAAUCUAAGGUUUAUUAUACACGGUGUUGCUUUUUGUUAGCUUUGGUCACGAGCGGUUUAUGAAUGGAAAUUCAAUGUUACUCUUAAUUAACUCAAUUAACACAAGCAUUUCAGUUUUCUACCCCAUCCGGGGUG